Misgurnus anguillicaudatus (oriental weatherfish) is the source of this 3055-nucleotide messenger RNA. Its product is annotated as fucolectin-like. The record is from RefSeq and is a predicted model, not a curated record. Lineage: Eukaryota; Metazoa; Chordata; Actinopteri; Cypriniformes; Cobitidae.
CCUCCUUUUUAGCGCUGAACCGCCCAGGGAGCGCAAGUUCAUUCCCUAGUUUGCCGACGUGCGUCUGUGGAGGGAAAAACCCGCUGUGCGCCGGUGCAAAAUACGAAUGAUACAUGCGUCACUGACAAAGUCAAUUGCGCUGGGUGCAAGAUAGGGCCCUUAAAGUUUGUUUGUUGGACUUACAAUUACACCGAAAGUGACAAGAGUGCAAACGUUACAACUUUUUUGGAUGUCUUUGCUUAGUGGGUAAACAACGCUAUCUCAUGGCAAUUCGUACGUAUUUUACGAGGUGACUAAUUCGUACUAAUUCGUAUAACCACAUUUGUCAGUGUGUUAAAAUAGGUAGCAGUGGUUUACAGUGAAUUUAGAAAAAAUAAGGGGCGUUGUUAGAAACAACAUGGACUACAUUCAGUGUAAAACAAGGCUUAUUGCUUUUAUAAAAUGGAUAUUUCAUAUACAUAGCAAGUACUUGCCAACCAACACAGAUGCAGUGGUGCAGUAAUACUGAUGUUAUGCCGUAACCACAGCAUAAACCACGCAGUAAAACCAUCAAAGACCAGAACUAACUAGUUUGUAUUAACGAGGACAUCUACAGAUCUAACAAAGGUCUACACAGAUUUGUCUCACUUAAGAAUGAGUUUAGUACACACUAUUUACACACAUUUGCGAUACCAUUUUGGAACCUCUAAAGGGUUCUUUCUAAAGCAUUUAUUUGAAUACAAAGAGCCAUGUAAAGGGUUCUUCACAGACAUGUAAAUUCUUCAUUGAUUGUUUAAAUCUAUCACUGCAAAAAUUUCAGUGAGAGAAGGUCUGCGCUGAACUUGCAGAUUCCUAAAAGUAAUUUGCCUUACAAAUGAACUGGAACGACAGCUUCUUUGCAUAAACUUGAAAUGAUCCAUCAAGACAAGAUAGACAUUUCCAUUUGGUCACGGACAGUAGCUGAGAAAAAGACACAGAGAAGGGCAGAGGAAAGAGGGGAACAACGAAAACAAAGAAGAAGGCAUCUGUGUGAGAUCGUGAUCUGAACAGUAAGAUGUGGAUGUUGGUUUGUCUAUAUGUCCUUUUCGGUGCAGUUCUCACUACAACACUUGCCACCACUGCUCAGGAGGAAGGGAAUCUGUCCUUAAAAGGACGGGCUGUACAGUCAUCCACAGUUUAUAAUUGGGUAGCAGCAAAUGCCCUUGACACUUCAAACUUCACCUGCACCCAUACUAAUGUAUCUGAUAACCCUUGGUGGAGACUGGAUCUUCUGGAUUCUUACCCCAUCUCUACAAUUGUUAUCAUUAACAGAGCAGACUGCUGUGGGGAUCGACUCGACGGAGCAGAAAUUCGUAUUGGAAACUCUUUGGUGAACGAUGGCAACAACAAUUCCAGAUGUGCUGUGCUGUAUGGUGUGGGAUUGGGUCAGUCCGUAUCUGUGUCCUGUAAUAACAUGGAGGGACGAUAUGUGAACGUCAUUGUACCUGGAAGAGCGAAAAUUCUCACUUUGUGUGAUGUGAAGGUGUAUACACAUGUUUAUAAAGCAGUUAUGAGGAUGAAAUUUACCUCCAUUUUCAAUCUGUCAGAUCCAGCAGAGAGCAACAAAGUUCUUACCCAGAUGAAGACCGCUCUGACUUCUAGAGGAUACUCAGAUUUCACAAUGACCUGGACAAAACUCCCGGUCAGACAGAAGACAAAACUGGUUAAUGAUGGUCCAUGUUUUAAAGGUCCAUUCAGGCAGUUUUAGGGGCAUCUAGCGGUGAGACUGUGAAUUGCAACAAGGUUCUCAGUCCAAAGGUCACUCAUUCUUUUCAAACACAAAGUAAAGCUAUAGUAGCCAACGGGACAAACACAUGAUCAUUGUCUGAGACAACAUAGUGACAAAACGCACUCUAUAAAGCAGUUUGUCUGUUUAGGGUAAAUAUCUAUACAUUUUUAAAUCAAGAUGUUUUUUCUUGAUGAGCAAAAUAAGUUCAAAAUAAGUACAAAAAUACAAAUUUUAAGUGCAUUAAACAAGUAAAGAAAUGCUAAUUGGGUAAAAAAAUCCGAUUUUUUUUUCUUAAACAAUUCAGGAAAAAAUCUAGAAAAUUUUGCUUACCUCAUUGGCAGAUUAUUUUGCUUGUUUUAUGCAAAACUUUACUUAAAAUGUAUAUUUUUAUGUCUAAAAACUAGAUUUAUUUUCUUAGAUCAUUUUCCUCCUCAAGAAAGAGCAUCUUGAUUUAGUAAUUUUUAGAUAUUUGUACUAAACACAAAUAUAGACAAAAAUAAUAAGUAAGAAAGUCAAUUUUGCAUUGUACCUUCUGCCACUGCCAGGCAAAAAGAAAAAAUAAAUCAGAUGAAAGCUGUUGUUAAACACAAUAAAAAUGAGUGGACUCCACAGAAUGAUCAUCAACACUUAAUACAAUGUAUGUACCCUUUUAACUAAUUCCCCCCCAGCCAUUUUUUUUUUUAAAGUUGCCCGGCAGCAUUUUUUGUGACUUUUACAAAAGUUUCACAAAAUGCCUUCCAGGAAAAUUUUCUAUAUAUAAUAAUACAAAUAUAUCAAAUGAAAGAACAGACGCUCUGCUUUCAAACAAUCAAACAAAACAGGGAAAAACAUGUUUCAUUUCAUCUAUAUUUUUUCUCUGCUUAUAAACUCUUAAAUAUGGGUAUUUUUCUUUAAAAAAAAUUUUUUUGCAAAAAGCUGAAAUAAUUGCAUUUUGUGAAGGAAUUUUGUUAGAGAUCAGAUUUAGAACUAUUAGUUUUUGAUGAUCAAAAUAACGUAUGUAAAAGUUUUUGCAAUAAAACAGCUUGAAUGUAACUCUACAGCAAUGCUACAUUUAGAGUGAAGCUUCUGCAUCGCUCCUCGAUCACCACCAGAGGGAGACAUCUCCUGAUUACUAGUCUUAUCAUACAGAAUUCAUUUCCCAUGAGCCCACAUACCUGGACUGAUUUCACAAUCACCUUUUGUGCAUUAGAACUGCCUAUUUAAACCCCUCAGUCCCUCACAUGGUUGCGAAGUCUUGAUUUUGUUCUGGCAUCAUUUCUGAGUGUUUAUUCAAUCUGUUUACCUGUAUCUGUCUUUGGAGUGUUUACU